AUCAGUGUUCUUUGUUUAAGUUAAGAAGAUUGGCGAAAUUGUCAAAAUGAAAAUAUUUAUUGCAAUUUUGCUGGCAUUGUGUGCUGCAGCCACAGCAGACGUCAGUCAUUUGAAGAAUCUCUAUUUGCCACCUCAUGAAAAAGCUCCAUCACACCAUGAUGAUUCCGUGGGUUCUCAUGGCAGCCAUUCGUCACCCAAUAGUGUUGCGACCUCUUUCGAUGCUUUCGAUUCUAAUGGCUACACAGGUUCUAGUGAGUCUUUUGGUUCGGGUAGCUAUUCAGCUCCUGUAACAACAUUCGCAGCAAACUCCUUUGGAGCAGGAUUAAAAGCAUCUGAUUCUGAAACUGGUUCCUAUGGCAGUGGCAGUUAUUCUGCACCGGCUACUUUUAUAAGUUCAACUUCUUAUAGUGCGGAUUCCGCCUAUAGUUCAUUAGCAGCACCAGAUGCCCAUUCCAGUCAUCAUCAUGCGGAUCAACAUAGUUACGGCGGGCAUCAAGAUCAACACAGUCAUCAUGAUGGGGGACAUGGUCAAUAUGAAAGUCAUGGUCAUCAUGACAGCCAUGGACACCAGGAUAGUCAUGGACACCAGGAUAGCCAUGGACACCAGGAUAGCCAUGGACACCAGGAAGGUAGCCACGGUCACGGUCAUUACGAAAGUGUUCAACAUCAUGACAGUCACGGUAACAGCCAUCAUGAUAGUCAUAGUCAACAUGACCAUGGCCACCAAGGCAGUCAUGCUCAGCACGACAGCCAUCAUGACAGUCAUGGGCACGAGGAAGGACAUGGUCAUAAGGAGAGCCAUGGCCAUCAGGAUAGUAACGGUUAUCACGACAGCCACGGUCAUAAGGACAAUCACGGCCACCAAGAUAGUCAUCACGAUAGCCAUGGUCAUCAGGAUAGUCAUGAGAACCAUGGCAGCCAUGGGCACCAUGAUAGUCACGGCAGCCAGGGUCAUCAAGGUAGUCACGAUCAUGACGGCCAACACAGUCAACAUGGUCAUCAAACCACGGAUACACAAUAUGCUGCCGAUGGUGGCUACAUUUAUUAGAAUACCCUCCACAAGCAAAAAACAAAUGCC
Molecule: messenger RNA, 1078 nt
Organism: Stomoxys calcitrans (stable fly)
Lineage: Eukaryota; Metazoa; Arthropoda; Insecta; Diptera; Muscidae
Product: histidine-rich glycoprotein-like
Exons: 2
Coding region: 47-1048 (333 amino acids)
Source: RefSeq, a predicted model, not a curated record